This is a messenger RNA of Myripristis murdjan (pinecone soldierfish), 530 nucleotides long. Its product is annotated as protein FAM180A. NCBI's taxonomy places the organism in Eukaryota, Metazoa, Chordata, Actinopteri, Holocentriformes, Holocentridae. The record is from RefSeq and is a predicted model, not a curated record. Bases 36 to 530 code for a protein of 164 amino acids. The transcript has 3 exons.
UGCAGUGGUAUCUGUCGAUAUUUAUCGAGAGAAGAAUGGACAUAAAACUGCAAUUUCAGAUCUGCCUCCAGAUCAUUUUGGGGUUUUGGUUUGGGCAAAUGUGGAAGGAUGUGGCUGCAGUCGGGAAUCAUGCUUCUUACAGAAUCAGCAACUCGGUCUCUGAUGCAAACCUGAUGUUUGAGUUCUUGCUGGGCGGGGUGGAGAUUGACCAGGACAACAUCGUUGACUUGCUUGAUGAGGAGAUGGCAUCAAUGAGGCAAGGGCGAGCUUUCCUGUCUCAGAUCAAUGACAAUAUUCCCAAAACCCGGAGUUCCAUGGAGCAGAUGCUGGACACGCUUGAGGGCCAGGAGAAGGCGCCCUUGUCUCCAACUGAGUUUGAGAGUCUUGCCCUGAGCAUGGUCUACUCUGCCUAUCAGAGCAAGCAGCAGGAAGGAAAAGCGGAGCAACUGGCCUGGAGUGGAGUGCUCCUCCGAUUGGCCAAUGUCACAGUCAGUGAUCUGCGUGGACAUUAUCUCAUCGCUUAUGCAUAA